AGGUUGAAAAUGACACUAAUUGGAUGGAGAGCUUGAAAUGGAAGCCGGGAUUGAAGCAGCAGGAAUAAGCUUAAAGACUUUGAUACAGGAAGCAGCUCUGUGUCAACAGGCCCGAGUGACUGACUGCAAGGAAAUCCUAUUAAGAAUUAGACUAAGCAGUAGCUGCACAACUCCUGUGACUUUGCCCUGUUUUGUGUGGUAACACAGCUGAUCCCAGGCUGCUGGCUUUUGGUAGAGGUCGCCACAGGAUUGGGCCUGAUGUCAUCAAUCCCCUGUGAUGAGAUUAAACCAUCAGGUGCCGUAACCCCUGAACAGGAAGGAGGAAGGAAAGAACGCACAGAUCCUUAUAGAUCUGCAGACAACAUGAAGAGAAAAUCAAACCAAAAAAUCAUGAGAAGCUGUUAUCGAGUACCAAAGUUGUUGUGGAUAAGGAAGAAAAUGCAAGAAAUUCACAGAAAAACACCAGGAAAAAUGGCUUCCGACCUUCACCUGUGUUUGGGAGGAGUGCAGUCGAAUAGACCUAAUGCUGAUGUGUGCAGAGACCACCUCAUUAAAGUUUGUACCCCUGUAACUAGACGAUCAACAAAGACACACAGAUGGUGCACUGGCCUUGCUGUAUCCCCAUGAGUCAGCCAAGAACCCAAAGCUAGAGGACCUCACUGAGAUGUUACACAAUCAACAAGAUGGCGAUGUCGAACCUUUUUUUACCGUUAGUCCAGCCCACUUCGACCUGUGAACCAAUGGGAGGACGACUUUACCCUGACAAAGAACGCCUUUUCAAAGAAGCCAGACAUCCAUGUACCAUACCUGUAUGUGGAUAUGGGGGCUGCAGUGCUCUGUGCCAGCUUCAUGUCAUUUGGGGUGAAGAGGAGGUGGUUUGCAAUGGCUGCUGCCAUACAACUGGUCAUCAGCACUUACGCAUCCUACGUUGGGGAGCAGGUGCACUAUGGGGACUGGCUUAAAGUCCGAAUGUAUUCCAGAGCACUGGGUAUUAUUGGAGGCUUUCUGGUUCUGGCUAGCGGGGCGGGGGAGGUGUACAGACAGAAACCUCGCAGCAGAUCCCUGCAGUCUACUGGACAGGUUUUCCUGGGAGUCUAUCUCAUCUGCAUGGUGUACUCCCUCCAACACAGCAAAGAGGACAGGCAGGCCUAUCUGAACCACAUCGCUGGGGGAGAGAUCACUCUGAUGCUGCUGGAGGUGCUGUUUGGGGUGCUGGCUUUGGCCUUCCUCUCUGGCUGCUACAUCCGCCUGGCCGCUCAGAUCCUGGCCACCGUCCUUCCUCUGGUGAUCCUGCUCAUUGAUGGAAACCUGGGCUACUGGCACCACACUCGCAAGGUUGAGUUCUGGAACCAGAUGAAGCUGAUUGGACAUAACAUCGGCAUCUUUGGCACUGCGCUGAUCCUAGCCACUGAUGGCUGAACACUCCCUCGGGAACCCUCACAGACAACUUUGACAAACCGAGGCGUCUGCGCAGGAUGAGAUUGUUGGCCUUUACUGUUUCGUCACCGCCCGACUUUGUACUCAAAGCCGCUGUGGCACAGUGACCUCUCAGGAUUCAAACUCUCCAAGCUGAGACGGUUGGAUGUAUUGUAAGCCAUGUUGAUUGUCUUUGCCUACCAGUUGAUAACUUUACUUAUGCAAGAAAAAACCAGAGUUUCCUUUUUUCAAUUUAAUAAUUUAUUUGGAUUCAUGUUUACAUUGUUAUCUCUGUUAUGCUCUGAAACACGACACUGAGCAUUGGUACUGUAAAAAUACCUUGUACUCCCAAAAUUCUAGUCUUAAUAGUUUGAUAAAGUUUUAUAGUAUACAGUUUAAAUAUUUUACAAAUAAAGGGAAACUGUAAUUAACAUGUGGUAUUGCUUAUGAAGAGGGAUGGCUAUGGUUCUGACCAUUUGUUAAGACACUAUAUUUGUUGCAUUGCUUUUAACUGGUGCAUUCACAAUAAUGUAAGUUUUCAUUAGAUUCAAUAAGCACAGCUCUUUUAUCACCUGUGUGAAAACUGUUCACAUUUUUAUACAAAAUAAUGUGAAAUAACAAUUUAGUUACAUGAUGGUGUGUAAGAUGCUGCAGAUUGUUGUCCAAGUUUUAGCAUUUUCAUCAUUAAAACUGAGUUCUUUUCUUUCACUGAAUAGUGCAAACUUUAGUUAUACUGCAGUAAUAUUUAUUUUGAUACCAUUUACCACCUCAGCUUUCAAUGAGAAUAAACAGUGUUGCACGUGAUGAAAAGAUGAAAUGUAACUAAUGUGUCUUGGACUAAAUUGGAUUCAUAAUGGAGAGCCUGUUAGACUGUGAUGCAGCAGUAUGUUUUGUUAAAUAUUAAAUUAAAUAGAAAUAUGAAAUGUUUUAUCUUUAUCUGUUACAUGUAUCUCAGCAUGAAGAAAAUGUCUAAGGCAAGUUAUUCAAAAUUACUUUGACAAAAAAGUAUGAUUGUACUCUCAGUAGUGAAGUACAUCUAGCUAAAACUAAUGCAGUCUAACACUGCUGUAAAUCCUUCCUCCAUUAAAUUUAUAAUGUUCAGCUGUAGUUUCAGUUUGUGGUGUUGCGGAAUUGUAUUACAUUAUAGAGAGAGGCGUCUCUGUCUUUUAGCCCACCAUCUUUAAAACUGUUUUAACAAAAACUGAACACUAUAAACCUUACUGUAAAUACGGUAGUGUUUAUAGUAGGGGUGAUGAAUUAGACUCCAAUAGUUUUAGCUAGUCAGCCAAGUAAAUAACUUAUCCUCUUAUCUUUGUCUCCUCUCUGUGUUUUACAAAAGGUAUUCUGCACUUGUUUAUCUUUCCUGUCCCUCCUUUUUGCUACAGUGGGUUGCCAUACAAAACACCAUUAAAAACUUUAAAGGAUCUAAAUAUAGAAUGAAACAUGAUAUUGUGUGGUAAACUACAGGCUAUUGUGUAACAGCACUGAAUGCCAGCCUCACCUCAGCCCCAGAACACCUGUCCAUGAAUAAAACAUAUCAUUUUUCUAGUC
Messenger RNA from Lates calcarifer (barramundi perch), 2967 nucleotides. RefSeq names its product transmembrane protein 101 (gene tmem101). Lineage: Eukaryota; Metazoa; Chordata; Actinopteri; Centropomidae. The record is from RefSeq and is a predicted model, not a curated record. Gene Ontology annotation, biological process: positive regulation of canonical NF-kappaB signal transduction. The transcript has 8 exons. Bases 820 to 1419 code for a protein of 199 amino acids.